AUGUCGUUCAGCUUCUCAAACCUCAACAAGUCGCCGGCGACACCCAAGACGAAGAAAGCAUCGUUCCAUGCCCAACCAUCUACAACGCCGUCUCAUCCCCCUCCCUCUUCUCUUCUCCCUUCCACCACACCACUCGGCCCGCCGCCACGCUCCGUCUAUGGUAGCUCGUUCAACACCGGCAACAACACUUUCGGUCGAAAAGGCAACACUCCCGCACGAAAAGGAUUUGGCUUCGCGGUUCCAGACAGCAGCCCGCCAUUGCAGGAGGCCGACGAAGAGGACGAUGGGUAUGACGAUAUGGAUGCGCCGGCAGAGGACGAUGAGAUGGACGACGCGCGGGGGAAGGACGCUUUCAUGGACUCGAUCAUGAGCGCGCCGCGAGGUCUGAAGAGGAGUCGCAAUGGGCAGGUACGGGAGCAAGUGGGCGGUGACUAUUCGUCAAUCGCGCGAGGCAUGACAAUCCGCGCGCAGGCAGCACAACUCUCGGAGCCGGACGAUAUCAUGCUACGGCAGGAGGAGAUAUUGUCACGUGUUGAAGCUGGGAAGGAUACGGCGGCAUUAGCCCAAGGCGCCGCAGACCUGACACGUUUGUGGGCGAAGCACAACGAGCCGGCGACCAAAGAGGGUAGCUUGGGUCCUGAAAGCGAGGACGCCUUCACCCGAGCCAAUUACCUGUCGACACUUCUACUACAGCUUCACCUCCCGAACAGACUUGGUGCCAAUCAAGCCCAGUCACAAAAUGUACAUCCGUCAAGUGCACUCACCCGCCUUCCACACAAUGGAUGUACCAUACCACGCGCCUUGCUUGACUGGCUGAAUACCUAUCACAACCCUUUCCCGGACGACUUCCCAGGCAUCCGCUCACAUCAGCCCGCUCCUUCCGCACACGAACGCUUCUGGGACUCAAUAUAUGCCUCCCUCACUCGCGGCAAAUACCAACAAGCCAUACACCUUUUGCGAUCUGCAGGAUGGGAAAAUGCAUGGACGGCGGAAGAGGACUCGCAGCCAGAAGGCUACAGUGACAAGCAGCUAGAUAAUAUCGAGGAAGUGGCUGAGCGAUGUGCCAGACUUCUCGAAUCCUCUCCAGCCGUGAAAUACGACGACUGGGAUGUCAAAGGCAACGACUGGACCGUGUAUCGAGCGCGAGUACGGCAAGCAGUCCGCGACCUCGAGGCCUUCAAUGGCGACGAUGAGGAGGGAGACGAGCCGCAGACUAGAGCAGGUGGCAACAUCUUCAGCAUCUCAGCAGCUAGCAAGAAGGCCGCUAGUCGAGUGCCGCCGAGCAUUUAUGAGAAUCUCAAACUGGGUUACGAGAUCCUACUGGGAAGUGCUGACCAGAUCAUCGAUGCAAGCCAGGACUGGCUAGAGGCGACUCUCUAUAUCACUAUCUGGUGGGAUGGUGCAGACGGCUCAGCAGAUAGUGCUGCGCUUCGUAAGAGCUUAAGCGCUAGCCAGCGACCACGAGAGGCAGAUGUAGCUCCUGCGACCGCGUAUAGAAGGCGCCUAGCUGAUGCAUUCGCCUACGUUACGGACGUCGAGGAUCCGCUCUUCCAGCCUGAUACGAUGGACGUGGUACAGGUCGGCUUGGGCUGUGUCAUGUCCGAUUGCGUCGAAAGUGUUGUUGCUAUCGUCAAAAUGCUGAGCAUGCCAAUGAGUGUGGCGAUUGUGGAGCUUGCUGCAUUGUCCGGCUGGCUACCACAACCUGUCGGUCGGCCACAGAGUCGCGGAUGGGUUGGCCAGGGCUUGAGCAGUGAAGACUUGAUGGUGUUGAGUCAUGGUCCUGGUACCCAGAUUGGGAACGGAAGCAAGAACAAUGGCGUAGACCGAGAUGAGAUUCUUGCUGCGUAUGCGGACAUGCUAGCACAAAGAGAGGUGCUCAGGAGCGAAGACAGAAGAACGGAACGAGAAGGUUGGGAGCUGGCUGUUAUGGUGCUCGGGAGGAUGGACGACGAGAUAUCAAGCCAACAAAAGAUCACGGAACUCUUGGAGGAGAUCGAGCUGUCGGAUGAGGCUAGGGUAGACAAAAUCUUGUCUGCCUGCCAGGGCUUGGACUUGGUAGAGCAGGCGCGGGCAAUUGCUGAGCGCUACGCCGACUCUCUGGCUACCUCACACGAAGAUACAACCUCCCAGCCAGCCUAUGGCUCGGCACUUAUUUACUAUGCACGCGCGCACGCCACGGAGAAGCUCAAAGACACUCUUGCUCUACUGACCUCGCUUUGCCUCUUACAUUCCGCCUCCAUACCGGCCCAAGCAGACCUCGAUAAUUCUCUAGCUUCUCUGCUUGGCGCAGGCGACGCCGGCGGGCGCACUGCUCUCCUUACACUAGCACGCAGAGACGCCGAUGCUGCAACACUAUUGGCUCAAUAUCUGAGCGGCUACGCGACCCUCCGUCGCUUUUACGACCUGCGAGAUCAGAACACUCUAUCGGCCUCGCAACCAUUGGCCCGCGCUCGCGACGCAGCGAAAGCUCUGAUCGCAGUCCUGAACAGCGCGUCCGAUUGUAUCCACGGCGGGCUCUUCGACCCUGAGAUCGAGUCAGUCGUCCCAAUCGACGGCAUUCUGGUUUUGCUUGGCGAAGCACUACCACUACUCGGCCAGAGCAAGCGGGUCUUUACGAAAGAACAGGUUUUCACUCUUUUGAGGAUUCUGGAGGACUUCGAGGGCGUCAGUGGCAGGAUCAAGGAGAACGCUGAGAGCCUCCUACGUGCUUCGCUCAACGCUCAUAGAAGUUCCACACAGCCUGGACGUGGCGGACGCGAUCUGAAGAAGUCGCGGAGUGAUCUGAGCAAGUCUUCUGGGACUGGAAGUGGACUGCUGGGCGGUAGUGAGUGGGACUUGCUUGCUGAGACUGUUAUGGUUGGCUCUGGUGGGAAGUCUACGAAUGGAUCUAUGCUGCAGGUCAACAGGGCGUGGGACUGGAGAAAAGGCUUGGACAAGCUCGGGGGCGUGGAGGUUGGGCGAAAGGAGGUCGUGCUCCUAGUACGGACUGCGUUGGCACAGGAAGUUGCAAGGGGCUGGACUGGACAAAUCAUGUGGUGA
Messenger RNA from Recurvomyces mirabilis, 3039 nucleotides. RefSeq lists its product as uncharacterized. Lineage: Eukaryota; Fungi; Ascomycota; Dothideomycetes; Mycosphaerellales; Teratosphaeriaceae. Gene Ontology annotation, molecular function: structural constituent of nuclear pore. The record is from RefSeq and is a predicted model, not a curated record. The transcript has 2 exons. Gene Ontology annotation, biological process: mRNA export from nucleus; positive regulation of DNA-templated transcription; protein import into nucleus. Gene Ontology annotation, cellular component: nuclear pore outer ring. Bases 1 to 3039 code for a protein of 1012 amino acids.